This is a messenger RNA of Pelmatolapia mariae (spotted tilapia), 1616 nucleotides long. RefSeq lists its product as uncharacterized. Bases 219 to 1265 code for a protein of 348 amino acids. Lineage: Eukaryota; Metazoa; Chordata; Actinopteri; Cichliformes; Cichlidae. Gene Ontology annotation, molecular function: nucleic acid binding. The transcript is spliced from 3 exons. The record is from RefSeq and is a predicted model, not a curated record.
GACGUGGUGAAAGAGGAGGACGUGGUGAAGGAGGAGGACGUGGUGGAGAAAGAGGACGUGGUGAAAGAGGAGGACGUGGUGGAAGAGGAGGAGGAGGUGGUGAAGGAGGUGGAGGUGGAGAACGACGGCGACAAGGAAGGGGAAGAGCAAGGGCACGAAGACAGUCAGUCUCGGAUGAAAUUCGAGCCACUUUAGUUGACCAUGUCCUUGUCCAUGGGAUGACUAUGAGGGAGGCUGGGCAACGAGUACAACCAAAUUUGAGUCGCUUCACUGUUGCCUCCAUCAUCAGAACCUUCAGGGAGGAAAACAGGACACAGAGACGACCACCUGGUGGAGGCAGGUUAAGGCUUUUGUCGGAGGAGCAAGAGAGGGAACUUGUAAACAUGGUAAUUGCAAAUAAUGUAAUCCGCCUGCAAGAGAUUCAAAGGAGAGUGAUUGAGGAUGAUCAUCUUUUUCGAGGCAUAAAUGCCAUCAGCCUCUCCACAAUUGACCGCAUCCUCCGAAAGAAUCAAUUCCGGAUGAAACAGGCAUACCGAGUCCCUUUCGAACGAAACUCUGACAGAGUGAAAAACCAACGUGUGGAAUAUGUUCAGAGAAUCUUUGAGAUUGAAGGACGGCCUGUUCCCCAUGAAAUGAUCUUUGUGGAUGAGGCAGGUUUUAACCUGACCAAAAGAAGGAAAAGGGGGAGGAACAUAAUUGGCCAUCGGGCUAUUGUAAAUGUCCCUGGUCAGCGUGGGGGGAAUGUCACUAUGUGCGCAGCCAUCAGCCAACGAGGGGUACUCCACCGCCAUGCCGUACUAGGACCCUAUAACACUAUGCUUCUCCUUGCUUUUCUUGAUGGUUUAAGACAACAUAUGUUCCAGCUGGACUACAGGGAACCAGCACAGCCAGAGCAGCCUCACUACGUUGUUGUGUGGGAUAACGUCAGCUUCCAUCGCGCUGCUCUGGUUCGUGACUGGUUUACCAAUAACCCAAGGUUUUCUAAUAUCUUUCUGCCUGCAUACUCCCCCUUUCUAAACCCGAUAGAGGAGUUAUUUUCGGCAUGGCGGUGGAAAGUGUAUGACCGAGAACCUUAUGUCCGUGUUCACCUCCUUCAGGCCAUGGAAGAGGCCUGCCUAGACAUAUCAGUAGAUGCAUGCCAGGGGUGGAUCAGGCAUGCAAGAGGAUUUUACCCCCGCUGCCUGGCUGGGGCCAAUAUAGCCUGUGAUGUGGAUGAGAUUCUCUGGCCUGACCCAGACCAAAGACAAGAUGCUGUGGUGGGAUAAUGUUUCUGGUGUGUGUUGUACUGUAUAGUACAUGAAUGACAAUGUGCCACUGUACAUACAUUGGUUGCGUCUUUUGUGUUUAUCAUGUGACAAGGGUUUUGAAGGGGAGAACCAUAAGCAACCUAAUUGUUUUGGAACUAUUGUUUUGAAUUAAUUGUACCAGUGUGCAAAACUCUGUGGUUUUUUACCAGUGUGUGUGUUUUUGAGGGCUUGUGUUUGAUGUCUGAGGGCAAAGUUCGGUUUUUCAGCAGGAGUGAAUAGUUUUGGGUGUAGAGCUUCAUUUUGACCUGGAAAUAGGAUGUUUGGGGAAUUGAGUGAGAUGUUAUGGAUUUGUGUUUACUGUUGUGCGGA